GGCAGCAGCAGCCCUCUCCUCUCCUCCGCCUGUCCAUCCAUCCGUUCACCGGUCUACCAACGUGUGUGUGUGUGUGUGUGUGUGUGUGUACGUGUGUGUGUGUGUGUGGACUGGAGCGUCAUUCUCCUCCUUUCUUCCUUUCAGUGAACGCGCAUCACUUGUGAAAAACGGCGCUUGAGACCCAGAAGUUUCUUGUCUGCGGGCUCGGCUCGACUCGCUCUCCGGUGAUUUUCUCCCGUUGCUCCCCGGUUUCAUUUUUAUCCUCAUCCUCACUUUCUUUCCCCCCCCUUCUUCUUCUUCGGCUUCUUCGAGGAUUCAGUCGGGGUGUGCUGGCUAACACUGGGCGUAGCUGGAGAGGAUUUUUCCGCACUGACUGACCAGACUGCUUUCUCCAGAAAGCCUCCAGACCUUCGGCCAUCCUGUGAGAUUUAAGUCAACAAGACAGGCCCACUAGCAUUCAAGGGGAGAUGAAGCCGGAUGGGGUUGCCACGGCGGCACUGGAGCCAAUGGAAACAUUGGAAUCCAAUCCAGUAAAUGAGGCAGCACCAGGCGCGGGACAGGAGCCCAACCAGGCAGCCAGCCCAGCGGAGGAGGAGAUGGCACAGCAGCCCGCAGCAGAGACGGACCAGGUGGAACCCAAGCCAGAAAAGGCCAAGGAGACCCCAGCUGCUAAGACCAGCAACAAGACCUCAGGAGACGCCAAAGGCAAGACCACCAACAAGGCCACGGCCAAGACAAAACCCGGAACAGCCGCGCCGGCCAAGACCACAAUUGGCUCGCGGCCCAACACAUCCCAGAGCCGCCUCUCAAACGGCGUGUCCAAGCCCCAGACCAACGGUGUGGCGAAGAAAACCGCAACUGCCGCGGACAAAAAGAGUACCACGACCUCAGCGCCCAUCAAAAAACCAACAGGGACAACCGGAGCCCUAGCCUCCAGGACCGUCGCUAAAGUCGGUGAGAAGAAACCCGCUUCCCCUGCCACCAACGGCAAAUCAGCGAGCGGAACCGCAGCAACCAAGAGGACAUCAUCCACAACAGCUACAACAACAACUGCAGCUGCUAAAAAGCCCCCAGCUUCCAAACCUGCCUCUUCAACUCCCACCAAACCCAGCUCCACUGCCUCACCCAAGCCCCCGGUUUCCAAGACAACCAGGCCUGCAGCUGGCACAGCAGCAACAUCCCGUCCUGCCACAGGCUCAACCCGGCCACCCACUGCCAGUUCAACAACCAAGAGCUCCACAGCUACAGCCAAACCUGCCACCCCUAAAACCCCCAUAACCAAGUCUGCUGCCUCCAAACCAACCUCUACAACCCCCUCUGGUGGCAAACCUCCAGCAUCACUAACAUCCAGAAACACCACUCCUGUUAAAAAAGAUGUUACCAAACCGGCCACCAAAAAGCCUACAGAGUCUCCUCUUACCCGCCCAUCCUCUACAACAAAGUCAGCAAAACCUGAGACCCCCAAAUCAGCUUCAAAGUCAGAUGUCACAGCCAAAAAGCCUACUGCUACUAAGGCUGCAGACACAAAGACACCCAGCCGCCCCAAAGAGAGUAAGCCCACACCUUCCAAGCCUGCCUCCAAAACGGCUGCAAACAAGAACGCCAGCCCCAAGAAAACUGUGGGCAGCAGCACUCCGACUCCUGUCAAACGUGGGCCUAAAGCUGCAACGCUCGUUGAACCUGAAAAGGGAAUUGCCGCUGCUGUAGCUGCUGCUGCAGCUAUUGCUACUGUGGCAGCCACAAUUGCCAGGCCAGACGAGCCAGAACCUCCUGUAGAAGCAGCAGUGGAACCAUCUGCUGCAGAACAACUGUCCAGCCAGACUGAACCAACUCUUCUAGCAGAAAAAACUCCAGAGCCCACCCCAGAACCAGUCCCUGCACCUGUAUUAGAAUCACUGCGAGAACCAACACCAGAACCCGUGCGAGAACCAACACCAGAACCCCUGCGAGAACCAACACCAGAACCCCUGCGAGAACCAACACCCGAACCUAUCAGAGAACCAACACCCGAACCUGUUCGAGAACCAACACCCGAACCUAUGCGGGUACCAACACCCGAACCCGUACGAGAACCAACACCCGAACCCAUGAGAGAACCAACACCAGAACCCAUGAGAGAACCAACACCAGAACCCAUGAGAGAACCAACACCAGAACCUGUACGAGAACCAACACCAGACCAAGAACGCGAUGCAUCUCCAGAGCCCCUUGAAGAACCACUGUCUCAACAAUCAGAAGAGCUAGAACUAGGAGCUGGACCAGUCCAUGAAUCCCUCUCCAAUGUUCAGCUGUCAGCGCAGCUGGACCUUUACAACUUUGAUCAGUCUGCCAGCGACACAGGUCCUUCCCUGGGAACCACCGUCAUGUCUCCUCCCUGUUCCCCACCUGGCCCCGUCUCUCCUGUCAGAGAGCCACAGAAUGCCUCCUCUCUGCUGGACAUGCAGUUCCAGUCUGAUCCCUGGGACAGGAACCAGCCUCUAGCUUCGUCUGGCUUUGCCCCCCAGAGCCCCAUCAGUAUGCUGGGCUUCCAGACAGAAGAGGAAAAGGAGAAUAAAGAACAGGUUGAGGCACAGCAGACAAGGGAGGAGGAAGAGGAGGAGGAGGAAGAUGAGAAGGAGAACCUGUUUAUGCCUAGUCCCAAAGCUCCAUCCACAGAGGCCUUCAGUAUGAUUGCACAGCCUCACUUGUUGGGUACUUCACCCAUGGAUGACUUCACCUCCAGGGACAUGUUCUCCCCUCACGAGAAGGAGGAGGCAGUGGAAAAGGCUGAUGAGGAGAUCAAUGAGGAUGUUGAUGAGGAUGAAGAUUAUGAAGAUGAGGAACAGAGGAGACUAGGCCAUCAGCCUUCAUCCAUUUCCACGGACAUGAGCACAUCUCAGCCCUCUGAGGAGUUCCAGGUCCGGUCCUCCGCCUUCGGUGGUUCAGGUGGCUGGCACGGUGACGACUUGCUGUCUGGAAUGGACUCUGAGGAUGUGAGCAGCUGCACCAGCAGUCGGCAGCAGGGGGUUUCUGACCUCAGCAGCACCCAGCACACUGCGAUACUGGAAGGCACCCAGAGCUCAGACGCCCUGGUCGACUCAAGCCUCCGCGGCUCUGAGGGCGAUUGUAAUCUCAUGGGUUCUCCCAACGUGGAAACCCUGGCCAACGAAGAAGAGGAAGACGAGGAUGAAGAGGACGAGCGGGUGGAUGAUAUGGACUUGAGUUCGGAGAGGGUAGAGGAGCAUCACAAGGUGUUCCAGCAGCAGCAACAUGAUGAGGAAGAGGAGGAUGAAGAUGUAGAGAUGCACAGUGAAGGAGUAACAGAGAGCUGUGGAAACGUAGAUGAAGAUGAUUUCAAUGAGGAGGAGCGUUUAGACAACCUCAAUCGCUCUGCUCCUCCACCUUGUGUCCCCCCCGCCUCUUCCUGGGGCCAGAGCAACCCCUUUGCCGAUCCCUGGGCUCAGCCAGCCUCACUGCUCUCCGCCUCCUCCCCAAGCCCCGUCUCUGACCACGGCGCAGCUGAAUCCGAAACUCCAACCCAGUGUCCUGCCCAGCCGUGUUGGGACAGCAGCGCCCCCUCGCUGGCUCCUCAGUCAGACCAGGAGCACCAGCAGCAUCCAUCGUCCCACGAGCAGAUGAUGAGCUCGGCCCCUGAGGAGGCCCAUGGGCUACUUCCUCCUGCGGCUGUAGGCAUGUCCCAGUCCAGCACCCUGAGUGGCACGGCUCUGGCUCCCCACAGCAGUAGUGAGACAAGUACACCAGAGGAGCUGCGUGACUACGACAGCAGCUCUGGGGUGGAGUCCCACUCUGACAAACAGCAGACCCCAGUGCCGGCUUCAGUCCAACCCGACAUGGAGCAGGAUCUUGGUAUUCACUUGGAGAAAGGCGAUGGCGAAGAAGAAGAGGCUGAGACUCUCCCAGCUGACGAGGUCCUGGGAACAGGACCUCCAACUGCUCCAGCAUCCGUCCCGUCAUCCCCCACCACCUCCGGAGACGAGGCCAGCGACACAGAGGGCGAGAUGCAGAUAAACGACCCCGACGCACCGAUGAUGAUGGACGAGAGUGCCGGAUUUGAAAGCCCUACUCCCACUUGCAACUUGCCUGCUCUUGAUGAGGAUGAGGAAGCAGGAGACAUGCCAGCUGGAGAGGGCGAAGAGGACGGAGGUGGGGCCACCCCUCAGUCAGCCAACUCCGUGGCAUCCUACGGCUUCGACUGCACCACGUCCAACUCCAAUGCGCACUCCAUGGCCGAGAGCUGCGGAAAGAGCCCAGGAAUCUUCUCCCUGGAGAACGAGGAACAGCUGCCAGAGGAGGCCAAGGACCCCUCCCUCAUCAAGGAGCUGACCCUGCCAUCAGCUGCUGCCGCUGCCCGGGCAGAAGACCUGCUGGGUAGACCCGUGGACCUGAUGCCUUUGGGAGAGCCCAGUCUAGACGACCACCACUACAUGCUGGGGGGAAAAUUCGCAGCUGACCAACUGGAGGAGGUUGAUCCUUUGGAGCCCAGCCACCUCCUCGGGUCCCAGGAAACUGGAGACACCGGCGACCAGCCCCCCUACUACUCUACCAUAUGUGAUAAGACUGAUAGUUUUCUGGCAGGUAACGUAUAAGUCCCUCCUAUUACCCCCCCCCCCGGAAUGCACCUUUUCCCCGCAACCUUCCCCCUUUACCUGUUGUUCGUUUUCUCUCCAGUUGGGUUAGAUGGCUUAGAAGAAAAAAAGGAGAGCAAGAUUGUAGGAAAAGAUUUUAAAAAAUGAACAAAGGAGAUGGAGAAAAAAAUGACUGUAGCAAUUUUUAAAUGAAGCCUCCCUCUUUCAUACUGUUAUGGUCAUGGUUUUGAGUGUAUGGCUUAAACUCCUUUAUGUACAAUAGCUACUACCAUUUUCUAGUAGAAUGUUCUUUUUAAGUAACACUGCAUAUUCUGUAGCCCCUGAUGGGGUAUUGACUGAUUGGUCCAAUGUGACUGAGCUUUUAAACCGAAAAAAAAAGAACAAAAAAAAAACACAGAUGGAAUGAAAUGGACUCAUUGUGUAUUUAUCCUACUGUUUUUACCGAUCAAAUGUCAAUGAUUUUUGUUUUGUAUUUGCUUAUUUGUUGUUUUAUUUUUUCGUUUGUUUUUUCUGUUGAAACCUGGUCCUCCCUACCUUGUGUACACAUGCUCCAUGUUCAACAGCACCAUAGCGAUAGUCACAUGCUCUUUCUUAAAAGUUUGUGUUCUUGUUUUCAAGACUUUUAGCUAUCAAAAUAAAGGCUAGAUAUUAACACGGCUGUUUCAGCCUUACAGAUUUGUUGAGGUAGGUAUGGGAGUGUUAGAUUGCAGUUGGUGAAGUUUUUAAUGUGUGCUUCAAGAGGUUCUACGCUCUUUGCAUAGGUUGUUACGGUAUUAAAGUGCAGUCACGUACAGUAUGUGUUUCAGGCAUUUGGUUUUAAGUGGCUUAAGCUUUCAAGCCUCAGUUAGCUGAUGAUUUGUGUUCCAGAAGAGACUAACAACUAGCCUUUUAUUUGUGAUGAGACCCUGCAUUGUCCUACAUCGCUAUCACAGUUGAGCUUUACACUCGCUCAAACGUUUCAUAGUGGGCGUUUGGUUUACUAUUUCAGCAGUAUAUUGCAUGUUUAACUAACAAGACUGUGUACUACCUGAUGAUACAAUUCUACACUAGACAUGUUCAUAAAUGAAUGGUUCACACUAGGUUAUCUGUCAAAAUUCCAUUAAAACAUCAUUG
Messenger RNA from Scomber scombrus (Atlantic mackerel), 5699 nucleotides. RefSeq names its product proline rich 36b (gene prr36b). NCBI's taxonomy places the organism in Eukaryota, Metazoa, Chordata, Actinopteri, Scombriformes, Scombridae. The coding region runs from base 468 to 4586 and encodes 1372 amino acids. The record is from RefSeq and is a predicted model, not a curated record. The transcript has 5 exons.